AUGGAUCUCAAUAGUGCCAGCACUGUUGUUCUCCGGGUUUUGACACAGGCCACCAGUCAGGAUACAACUGUGUUAAAACCAGCUGAGGAGCAAUUGAAACAAUGGGAGACACAGCCAGGUUUCUACUCAGUGUUACUGAAUAUUUUCACAAACCAUACUCUGGAUAUAAAUGUAAGGUGGCUUGCUGUGCUGUAUUUCAAAAAUGGAAUUGAUCGCUACUGGAGACGUGUAGCACCUCAUGCUCUCUCAGAGGAGGAAAAGUCUACAUUGCGUGCAGGGCUCAUCACCAACUUCAAUGAGCCAAUAAAUCAGAUUGCAACUCAGAUCGCAGUGUUGAUUGCAAAAGUUGCUAGAUUGGAUUGUCCUAGACAGUGGCCUGAACUGAUUCCCACUCUUAUAGAAUCUGUUAAAGUCCAAGAUGAUCUUCGACAGCACCGAGCAUUGCUUACCUUCUAUCAUGUUACCAAGACUUUGGCAUCUAAACGACUGGCUGCUGAUAGAAAAUUGUUUUAUGAUUUAGCAUCUGGAAUUUAUAAUUUUGCCUGCUCUCUGUGGAAUCACCAUACAGACACAUUCCUGCAACAAGUUUCAUGUGGAAAUGAAGCUGCUGUUCAAAGUUCACUAGAACGAACUUUACUGUCAUUGAAAGUGCUGCGUAAGUUAACUGUGAAUGGAUUUGUGGAGCCUCAUAAGAAUAUCGAGGUGAUGGGUUUUUUACAUGGAAUAUUUGAACGUCUAAGACAAUUUCUGGAUUGCAGUAGAAGUAUAGGUACAAAUAAUGUAUGUCGAGAUAGACUGGAAAAGACCAUCAUUCUUUUUACUAAAGUUCUUUUGGACUUCCUAGAUCAGCAUCCCUUUUCAUUUACUCCUUUAAUUCAGAGAUCACUAGAAUUUUCUGUAAGCUAUGUUUUUACAGAAGUUGGUGAUGGGGUUACAUUUGAACGAUUCAUUGUCCAAUGUAUGAAUCUUAUUAAGAUGAUUGUCAAAAAUUACGCUUAUAAGCCAUCAAAAAAUUUUGAAGAUAGUAGCCCUGAAACUCUAAAAGCUCAUAAGAUUAAGAUGGCGUUUUUCACAUAUCCUACUUUGACAGAAAUUUGCAGGAGAUUGGUCUCUCAUUAUUUUCUACUAACUGAAGAAGAAUUGACAAUGUGGGAAGAAGAUCCAGAAGGCUUUAUAGUGGAAGAAACAGGAGGAGAUUCUUGGAAAUAUAGUUUGAGGCCUUGUACUGAAGUACUGUUUAUAGAUAUAUUCCAUGAAUAUAAUCAAACUCUUACUCCUGUACUUCUAGAAAUGAUGCAGACACUUAAAGUGUAUAAUGCUGUGGGGUUAGCUGCUUAUGAACUGUUUGACAGUGUUGAUUUUGAUCAGUGGUUUAAAAACCAGCUUCUUCCAGAAUUACAGGUCAUUCACAGUAGGUAUAAACCAUUGCGACGCAGGGUGAUCUGGCUCAUCGGUCAGUGGAUUUCUGUGAAAUUCAAGUCUGACUUAAGACCAGUGCUAUAUGAGGCCAUUUGUAACUUGCUUCAAGAUCAAGAUUUAGUGGUUCGUAUUGAAACAGCCACAACUCUGAAGUUAACUGUUGAUGAUUUUGAGUUUCGAACAGAUCAGUUUCUACCGUAUUUGGAAACCAUGUUCACACUACUUUUUAAGUUACUACAGCAAGUUACAGAAUGUGACACGAAGAUGCAUGUCUUGCAUGUCCUUUCUUGUGUGAUCGAAAGAGUCAAUAUGCAGAUACGACCAUAUGUAGGAUGUUUGGUACAGUAUUUGCCUCUUCUUUGGAAGCAGAGUGAAGAACACAAUAUGUUGAGAUGUGCUAUUUUGACAACACUAAUUCAUCUUGUUCAGGGAUUAGGAGCAGACAGCAAGAACCUGUACCCUUUCCUGCUUCCAGUUAUUCAACUGAGCACAGAUGUUUCUCAACCUCCACAUGUUUAUCUUUUGGAAGAUGGUUUAGAAUUAUGGUUAGUCACACUGGAAAACAGCCCAUGUAUUACACCAGAGUUACUUCGUAUAUUUCAGAAUAUGUCACCACUUCUUGAACUAAGUUCAGAAAGUCUCAGAACCUGCUUUAAGAUCAUCAAUGGGUAUAUCUUUUUAUCAUCAACUGAAUUCUUACAGACAUAUGCCAUGGGUCUGUGUCAGUCCUUUUGUGAGCUGUUAAAGGAAAUUACUAUAGAAGGUCAAGUUCAUGUGCUCAAGGUUGUGGAAAAUGCCCUUAAAGUGAACCCAGUGUUAGGCCCACAAAUGUUUCAACCAAUUCUACCCUGCGUUUUCAGUGGGAUUAUAGAAGGGGAGAGGUAUCCUGUAGUGAUGUCCACAUAUCUUGGAGUCAUGGGUCGAGUCCUGCUACAAAACACUAGUUUCUUUUCUUCACUUCUUAAUGAAAUGGCGCAUAAAUUUAAUCAAGAGAUGGACCAACUUCUAGGAAAUAUGAUUGAAAUGUGGGUUGAUCGCAUGGACAACAUUACCCAGCCUGAACGAAGAAAACUUUCAGCUUUGGCUUUGCUUUCUCUUUUGCCAUCUGAUAAUAGUGUUAUUCAAGAUAAAUUCUGUGGAAUUAUAAACAUCUCCGUGGAAGGCCUACAUGAUGUAAUGACUGAAGAUCCUGAAACAAGAACUUAUAAAGACUGCAUGUUGAUGUCUCAUCUUGAGGAGCCAAAAGCAACAGAAAAUGAAGAACCACCCACAGAGCAGGAUAAGAGGGAAAAAAUACUGGCCCUAAAGGACCCUGUGCACACGGUUUCCCUGCAGCAGUUCAUCUACGAGAAGCUCAAGGCACAGCAGGAGUUACUGGGAGAACAAGGUUUCCAGUCCCUCAUGGAGACAGUGGACACAGAGAUUGUCACCCAGCUACAGGAGUUCUUACAGGGAUUCUAG
Messenger RNA from Chrysochloris asiatica (Cape golden mole), 2880 nucleotides. RefSeq names its product importin 11 (gene IPO11). Gene Ontology annotation, molecular function: small GTPase binding. The transcript has 28 exons. The record is from RefSeq and is a predicted model, not a curated record. Gene Ontology annotation, cellular component: cytosol; nuclear envelope. Bases 1 to 2880 code for a protein of 959 amino acids. NCBI's taxonomy places the organism in Eukaryota, Metazoa, Chordata, Mammalia, Afrosoricida, Chrysochloridae. Gene Ontology annotation, biological process: protein import into nucleus.